AUGAUGAGGAUGAGACGGACCCUGUGCAGACUCUCCUGCUUGGUGACUCUGGUGGUGGAGCUGAGCUGGAUCAACGGGGGCCACAGCAUGCACAGACCGGAAGAGAGUCGGGUAAGUGGAGAGUGGGAACAAAAGGUGCGAUCGGCCUCCAGCCUGGACGAGCUGCUGAGGCUGGAAGAGUUUCCUGACUGGAAGUUGUGGAAAUGUCGUCUGAGGCUGCAGCAGCCAGAGAGCCUCUCCUCUCUGCCGUCAGGAGGCUCUCACCGCUCCACACGCUACGCUGCCGAAUCCUACAGCCUGGAGAUACUGAAAGCCAUAGAUGAAGAGUGGCAGCGGACUCAGUGUAUGCCGAGGGAAACGUGCGUGGACGUGGCCAAGGAGCUGAGCACUGACUCAUCAAUGUUCUUCAAGCCUCCUUGUGUGUCCGUCCACAGGUGCAGUGGUUGCUGCAAUCAAGAGGGCCUCACCUGCAGAAACACGUCCACUUUGUUUGUGAACAAAACUGUGCUUAGUAUCAUUCCAUUCAACUUUUUGCCGGAACCGGUGCUAAUAAAAGUGGCUAAUCACACAGAGUGCCGGUGCAUGGAGCCGCCAAUUAUACGACGUAAUGCUCAGCCUCACAGGAGCAGUGGCUGCUCUCCGACGAGCCAGCUCUCGGCGUCGCAGGACUCCAGGAGACUCUGUGCCAGGGGGUCGAUCUGGGAUUGUUCCGCUGACAGAUGCAUACCUUACCCUUCCAGUACACCAGAGUUGCCACUCAGUUCAUGGAUGCCCGACUGUGAAAUAGAUGUGGAGCGCUGCGACUGUGUUCCCAGACCGGAGCCGACCCCGGAGCCAAGACCGGCCCAACGCUGCCAACGCACCAGCACCAUCUGUGCCCUCAGUAAUAAGCGUUUCGAUCCAGUCGGAUGCAAGUGCAGACCGACCAAGUAGAAUUCCACCGGGGAAGUAAAUGACGACGACCUGCUC
Limanda limanda (common dab) is the source of this 969-nucleotide messenger RNA. RefSeq names its product vascular endothelial growth factor D (gene vegfd). The record is from RefSeq and is a predicted model, not a curated record. Lineage: Eukaryota; Metazoa; Chordata; Actinopteri; Pleuronectiformes; Pleuronectidae. Gene Ontology annotation, biological process: response to hypoxia; vascular endothelial growth factor receptor signaling pathway; positive regulation of mast cell chemotaxis. Gene Ontology annotation, cellular component: membrane. The transcript is spliced from 8 exons. The coding region runs from base 1 to 933 and encodes 310 amino acids. Gene Ontology annotation, molecular function: growth factor activity; vascular endothelial growth factor receptor 3 binding; chemoattractant activity.